Molecule: messenger RNA, 1233 nt
Organism: Cordyceps militaris CM01
Lineage: Eukaryota; Fungi; Ascomycota; Sordariomycetes; Hypocreales; Cordycipitaceae
Product: ER translocation nucleotide exchange factor, putative
Exons: 1
Coding region: 1-1233 (410 amino acids)
Source: RefSeq, a predicted model, not a curated record
AUGCCAUCACAAUCACGGCUGCUGCGCCUGCCCACGCUCUUCGCCCUCCUGCUUGGCGUCGCCCUCGCGGUCCUCUCCACGCCGGUUCUGGCCAGUGCAGAAAACUCAAAACCAGACUUGAUCUGUCACACCAGCGACCCCCAGGACUGCUACCCACGCCUCUUUGAAGCCACGGAUGAGUUCCAGCAGAUCCGCGACGGCCAGGAGAUCCCACAAGGCCUCCACGUGCGCCUCAACAUCUACACCGGUGAGAAGGAGGCCAAGAUCAACGUGCCCGGCGAAGGCGACCCCUCGCUCGAGGGCCUCCUAAAGGAGCAGGCCGUCGUCGUGGUCGAGCCGGCCGCGCGUGAUGAUCCCAUCAUACCCCCAGGAGCCCCCGUCUAUGAGACAGCGGGCCAGAUAAAGACACCGCCGCACGCCGCCAAGGCGUUUGUCGACGCCAUGAAGCUCUUGAAAGCCGAGAGGGGCGAGCACGACCCGAGCUUCGACGCCUCGCUCGAGGGUCUCGAAGAGCUGGCCCACGACAUGUACUACGGCCUCCAAAUCGCAGAGGAUCCCGACGUGGUCAAGGCGCUCGUCUGCCACAUGAUCCAGGAACCGUACCCGCGGGCCCAAGAUGCCGAGGAUCUCGCCGUCCUGCCCAGAGACCAGCAGGCGGCCGCCAUCCUCGCCGCCAGCUUGCAGAACAACCCGACGGCGCUCGCCGCGGUCAGCAAGCAGUGGCCCGGCCUCUUGCAGCACUACUGCCCCGAAGGCAUGGCGCCGCUGGCCAGCGAGCUCUUCCGCAGCAUCGGGCCGCGCCCGGACCAGGACGCCGCCGCGGCGCCCCUGAUCAAGGCCCGGGUGGCGGCCAUCAGCGGCCUCAUCAAGGAUCCCGCCAUCCGCGCCGACUUUCUGCGCCACCAUCUCAUGGGGGAGCUGGCGCGCGUGCUCGCGCGCGAGGACAAGGCGUGGGCGGCUGCGCAGCGCAAGGUCGGCCUGCUCGCCGUGGACCACUUCCUCGACGCGGACAUGGGCGCCGUGGCCGGCGAGUGGCCGCGCGCGCCCAAGCUUACGGACGAGCAGUGCGCAAAGGAGUCGUGGCAGGCGCCCGAGGGCUGCUGGGACUAUCACGUCGCGCGCAUCGCCAAGGCGAACAAGGGCGACAAAGGACACUGGAGCAGAGAUGUCCAGGCGCGACUGGCGGCAGCACGAAAGAAGAAUACGGCACCGUCCAAACAUGUGGAGCUGUAA